Molecule: messenger RNA, 2360 nt
Organism: Paramecium sonneborni
Lineage: Eukaryota; Ciliophora; Oligohymenophorea; Peniculida; Parameciidae
Source: the annotation of a GenBank genome assembly
AUGUUUGAUUAGUCAUCUAGAGCAAAAGAAUAUUUGCACAUGAUUUUAAACAUAGCUAUAUCUUCACUUUUUGCAACAUUAGAACAACUUUUAAGUAAUAUUUAAGGGACCUUAAUUUGGGAUUUAGUAUUUAUUCCUUGCGGUAUAUUAUUUGCAUUAAUAUACAUAACUAAAUAUUUUCAUUGGAAUAAAGGUAUUGUAUCUAGAUUAAAUAGGUGAUUUGUCUUCUUUUUUUUUUUGGGCCCUCAUCGUAAAGAGAAUGUUUCUUUUCGGAAUUAAUGAAAGAGAGUUUGUCUACUUUUUAUUUGGAUUAUUAAAUGGAAUUUAUACAAACAAAUUAUAUAUUAAUGAUUCGAAAAAGUUUUAUUUGAAGUCUAAAACAAUUAUAUAAGUUAUUGUAAUAUUGGGUUUGAUAAUAGUAAAUUUGAUGAACUAAAAAAGAGAAAAUAAGAUAGCUUUGAUAACAAUAUUCAUAAUUGUUUCAAUUAUUUUAGGUAUAAAUGAUAAUAUUGAAAUGUAAAAUUAAACUAAAAAGUAAGAUGAUUAUUAAACAGAUUUGAAACAUAACUAAUUUGAAUUAAAAAAAUGUUAAACAACAAUAGUUUAAAUACAAUAAUAAUAAUUAUAAUAAUAUCAACAAAAAUCAAAUUGGGAAUAAUAUCAAUAGUAGACAGAUGAAUGGAUUUGCAAGAUGGAUGUGAACAAAUAUUCUUUAACAGAAAGUAUAAAUUCAAGUGAAUAGAAUUAUGCAAUGAAAAAAUCUUUAGGUGAUUACAAAAUUUCAAUAUCCCAAUUAUUUCAAAAUUUAAUGAUAACUAGUUAAACAACUAAUUUAUAAUAAUCAAUCAAUUUAUUGUCAGAAAUAGUUGAAACUAAUUCACUAUUCAGUUGGUUAGAAAAAAACUUUUUUUCUGAAAGUUCAGCAGGUAAAUUAGAAUAAGCAAAGUAAAAAUAAUAUAAAUAUGGUUUUGAUGGAAUUUAAGGAAUUUAAGAGGAUUAAAUGUCAAUUAUUUCUCCUUAAAAUGAAGGAAGAUGUACAAUAAAUAAAGAUCAAGUUUAUGAAUUAUCAGCAUUAUCAGCUUUUUAAUAACAUGGAGACAUGUAAGGAUCAAAUUCUGUUUUAUCAAAUAAGACUACUUUAGGGUGCUAUUUAGUUAUUAAUUAAACAAGGCUUGAAAUGAGUGUUUCAAUAUAUGUUAUGGAAGAUGAAUUUGAUAGUAAAAAAGCGAUUUUAGUUUUGGUUAUAAGGAAUAUAGAAAAAGAAACAAAAAAGUUAAAAAUAAGUUUAGAGAAUACUGAAUAAUAGAGAGUUAUAUUUUACAAAUACAUAUAAAGAGUAGCUGAUGAUGUUUGUCAAAUAUUAUAAUAAAUAGUACAGAUAAAAAAAUAAUUAGAUUAGCGUUAAAAGUAAUAUAUCAUAAUAAAUUAAAAGAGAAUUUGACAAGAUAAAGUAGACCAACUUUAUAUCAUUAUCAUUUUGUGAUGGCGAUGCAUUUAUAAAGUCGGAGAAAAUGAUAGGAGAUAUGAAAUUAUCUUAACAUUUAAGUGUACCUAUGUAAUCAGUUGUUCAAAAUUAAAAUUAAAGAGUGACAUCAUCUUUAACAUAAAAUCCUGAUAGUUAAGAGGAAUAAUUGUAGAAAUUAUACACUUUUUCCUAACCUGCUGAAUUAAUCAAAUAGAUAGAUAAAUGUUAAUACAAUGUAGUGUUGAUAGAACAAAAUAAUUUCAACUUUUUUGAAUUAUUUUCAAUAAGUGAAUAUAAAACAAAUAGAUUUAAUUUUAUAAAGAGUUUAAACAUUGUAAAGGAUUUAUUUAAGUUUGAUAGUUGUAUUUAGAAAUACAAUAUCACAAUAUCUUAUGAAUUGCAGAAUGAAAAUGAAAUGGAAUUGACAACAGAUAAAAGAAGAGUAAAAUAGGUGCUAAUAAAUUUAAUAAAAAAUUCUAUAUAAUGUUUUGAUUAUAAUUUAUAGAAAGGACAAGAUGAAAAAUUGACAUUAAUGUCAACUGAAUAAAAAUAAGAUAUAAAAGUUUAAAAUACAAUAAUAAUAAAGGCUUGGGCAGAUGAAGAUAAGAUAAAUGUAGAAAUAAUUGAUAACGGUGGUGGAAUUAAAAAAGAAAUGAUAAAAAAUAGAAUUUAAGAUUGUAAAUUAGGAUUAUUAGCAUGUUAAAAGAUUUUGAGGAAUCUUUCAUAUGAUCUUUAAAAACCGUUAGAGAUUAUCAAUUAUAUGAAAACUAAAGAUGGAAUAAAGGGGACAACUGUUUCAUUUACUUUAUCUAAAUAAUUUAUACCAACUUAAUGGAAUGAAGAAAAUAUAUUCACUGAUUCAUUAACUAUAAUCAAUAAAGUUGAAUUAAAUUGA